This is a messenger RNA of Oncorhynchus nerka (sockeye salmon), 2547 nucleotides long. Its product is annotated as tripartite motif-containing protein 16-like. Gene Ontology annotation, molecular function: protein binding; zinc ion binding. Bases 1 to 1743 code for a protein of 580 amino acids. The record is from RefSeq and is a predicted model, not a curated record. NCBI's taxonomy places the organism in Eukaryota, Metazoa, Chordata, Actinopteri, Salmoniformes, Salmonidae. The transcript has a single exon.
AUGUAUUUUAAGGGGUGUGGAGUUUUGUCUCUCCAAUCAGAGCUAAUCUCUUCUUGGCCUCUAUCCAACACCACACCCUCUAGAGGUUCAGAGUGCACAUGCUCACACACAGAACCAGGAAGUGAGUGCGGCAAAAUGGCAGAAGCUAUGGACUCGAUCAGUUGUUCGAUUUGUCUGGAUACACAGAAGGAUCCAGUGACUAUUCCCUGUGGGCACAGCUACUGCAUGGGCUGUAUGAAAGGUUACUGGGAUCAGGAUAAUCAGAAGGGUGUCUACAGCUGCCCACUGUGCAAGGAAAGCUUUUUUCCUCGACCAGUUCUGAGGAAAAACACUCUGCUGGCUGAAUUAGUGGAAAAACUGAAGGAAAGACUUGAAGUUGCUUCUCCAGUUCACUAUUAUGCUGGAUCUGGAGAUGUGGAGUGUGACUUCUGCACUGGGAGAAAACUCAAAGCCGUCAUGUCCUGUCUGGGGUGUCUGGCCUCUUACUGUGAGACUCACCUCCAGCCUCACCAUGAAUCUCCUGCUUUCAAGAAGCACAAGCUGAUCAAAGCCUCCACACAACUACAAGAGAAGAUCUGCUCUCGUCAUGACAAACUGUUAGAGGUUUACUGCCGCACCCAUCAGCAGUUUAUCUGUUAUCAGUGUUUAUUAGAUGAACAUAAAGGCCACGAUACAGUCUCAGUUGCAGCAGAAAGGACUGAGAAACAAAGGCAGUUGGAGAACAAAAGGCAGAAAUCCCAGCAGAGAAUCCAGAAGAGAGAGAAGGAGAUGCAGGAGGUGAGACAGUCUACGAAGUCACUCAAGUUCUCUGUUCAGGCAGCGAUAGAGGACACUGAGAGGAUAUUUACUGAGCUGAUGCGCUCCAUUGAACGAAGUUGCUCUAAGGUGAAGGAGUUGAUCAGAGCCCAGGAGAAGAUGCAAGUGAUUCUGGCUGAAGAACUCCUGGAGCAAUUGAAGCAGGAGGUCGCUGAGUUGAGGAGGAGAGACGCUGAGUUGGAGCAGCUCUCAAACACAGAGGAUCAUAUCCAUUUCCUCCAGAGUUUCAAGUCUCUCUCUGACCCUCCUGGAUCUGAGAUCAUCACUGUCAACCAAAGCAUCUCCUUUGAGGGUGUAAAGACAUUACUCUCUGGGCUGAAAAAGCAACUAGAAGAUGUAUUUAAGAAGGAAAUGACCAAGGUACCUGGACUGGAUCAGCUUACAUUGGAUCCCAACACAGUACAUAACCGUCUGUGUCUAUCUGAGGGGAACAGAAAGGUGACAUGGAGUUCUAGGUUCCAGUCCUAUCCUGACCAUCCAGACAGAUUUACCUCACACCAACAGGUCCUAUGUAGCAAGGGUCUGUCUGGAGCCUGCUACUGGGAGGUUGAGUGGAGAGGGUUUGAGGUUUAUAUAGCUGUCUCAUAUAAAGGCAUCAGCAGGAAAUGCGGAGAGGAGUGUUUGUUUGGACAGAAUGAUCAAUCCUGGUGUUUAAUCUGCUCUCACUCGGGCUGUUCUUUCUACCACAAUGAUAAAAAGACUGUCAUACGUGUCCCCUACUCCUCCAGAGUAGGAGUGUACCUAGACCACAAGGCAGGGACUCUGUCCUUUUACAACAUCUCUGAUACGAUGAUCCUCCUCCACAGAGUCCAGACCAAAUUCACUCAGCCCCUCUAUCCUGGGCUUGGAUUUCAGCAUGGGAUCCAUUUUGGUUUUGGACCAUCUGUUAAGAUACUUUCAUUGACACAGAAAGGAACUUUGAAAUAACUAUAUGUAGACAUGAUUACAGUAAUUGCAUACAGAUGUAGGAUCUUAAUUUGAGCCCAGUUUGCUACAUCAGGAAGAAAAAAAACUCCAGCAACAGGAAAUUAUCAUUUUUAUGUGGAUUAAAUAAUGGAGAUUUUUGUUCGGGUUGAUCAAUUUUUCGUAAGGGAAAAUCAAGUCUGAAAUUUCAAAGUGGAAAUUUCAAACUUCAGAAGCCUUUUUAAACCGCAAGUUAAAUUCCCUCCAUUGCAGGAAAGUUAUCCUUUCAACAGAGGGAUCAAAUUAAGAUCCUACAUAUGUAAUGAUCUGAAAAAAUAUAUACUUUACAACUAGAAAGGUUAAAUGUCCUAAAGAAAAUGUGUGUGCUUGCUUCAGCCGUCUACAAAUAUUUAUUAUGGAAGUAGGAGGUGUGUUAGAUGUAGAAUUUAAGAUGAACAGAAACUGAAGCAGUUUAAUAAUAGCCUAGUAUGGAUAGGUCUGAUUUCUUUAGUAGACUAUAUAAGUAAAAUCUAUGUAAGCUAUGUUAGUAAAAGUAUUUUUCAUUUUAGUGAAAGAAGAUGUUGUUGUUGUAGAUGGUAGACAAUAGCAUACAGCAUCUAUAGUCCAAGGAGUAGAUAAAUAUGAUAAGAUUUUUAGCUCGAAUGUGGCCAUUACGAACCCAUUAAUGUGCAUAGGGGUGUGGCCUGACAAAUGUAUUCUUGUAAAUCAGACAGAUUUGACAUGUACCUAUAUAGCUAUCAGUUGGAAAGACUGACUUUCUUCAUUGUUUUCAAUCCAUUAGCCAAAUAAAACGUGUUUAUUACUAUU